Molecule: messenger RNA, 3250 nt
Organism: Pseudoliparis swirei
Lineage: Eukaryota; Metazoa; Chordata; Actinopteri; Perciformes; Liparidae
Gene: map7d1b
Product: MAP7 domain containing 1b
Exons: 18
Coding region: 305-2629 (774 amino acids)
Biological process (GO): microtubule cytoskeleton organization
Cellular component (GO): microtubule cytoskeleton
Source: RefSeq, a predicted model, not a curated record
CUGAAGCUUUUUAUUCUCGCACUGUACAUUUUCCACGAAAGCCUGGCUGGAUUGGACCGAUCCGCCUCCGACAACAGUUGAUUACUAAAUCGGCAUUUCUGAUAUUCACUGUCGUUUUUUCUUCUUCUUCUUCUUGUCGGAUCCUGUUUUUUUAUUCCCACAUUAUUGUUUCGGUUACUUUUUCUCCUUUUCUAUUCCGACUGGAUUUACUCAGGGCGUGUUUGGGAGCGAUCUGGACCGGGAGUUUCAUCUCCUGUACUUGUGCGACUGAGGAAUGACAGCGACUGGGAAUCGAUCCGCCUGAAUGGAAACGAUGGAUUAUAAAGAGCUGGGACACCAUUUCGAAGAGAAGCUGACCCUCACAGACAAAUCUCUUCCUCUGCAGCUGUCCAUCCAGAAUGGGGACAAGACUUUGGGAAAGGACCCUCUGACCUCAGACGACUCGGCCGUCACGGACCUCUCCCCCAAAACAGACUCCAGCCCCAUAACGGAGACCCCCACCAAGACAGAUGCCUCCUCCAAGACGGACGUGGGGCCCUCGACCCCGGGCGGCAGCCCUCAGCCCAAGAAAGAUUCGGUGAACUCAGAGCAACGACAGAAACUUGCCAAGGAGAGGCGGGAGGAGAGAGCCCGAUACAUCGAACAGCAAACUCAGCUGCAAGCGGUGAAGAAGGUGCAGUGGCUGGAGAAGGAGGAGAAGGCCCGCCGCCUGAGGGAGAGCCAGCUGGAGGACCGCCGGAGGAAGCUGGAGGACCAGAGGCUGAAGACGGAGAAACGCCGCGCUGUGCUGGAGGAAAAGCAGAGACAGAAACUGGAGAAGAACAAGGAGAGGUACGAGUCCGCCAUCAAGAGGUCGACGAAGAAGACGUGGACCGAGAUCCGCCAGCAGAGGUGGUCCUGGGCGGGCGGACUCAACCAGACCUCCCGCAGAGAAAGCAGAUGCUCGGCCUCCACCGUCAACUUGCCGAGGCAGGUGGAGCCUGUCAUUAACAACAGGCUGUCCAAGUCCUCUGCCACGCUCUGGAACUCCCCCAACAGAACCCGCAGCCUGCGCCUCAGCCCCUGGGAGAGCCGCAUCGUGGAGCGGCUCAUGACGCCCACGCUGUCCUUCCUGGCCCGCAGCCGCAGCGCCGCCACCCUCCUCAACAACAGCGACUCCCGUGAGUUCUCCGCCAGCCCGCUGAACGCCGGCUCCCUUCACCACCCGCACCAGAACGCCGAGCGCUGGAGGCUCUCCUCCGCCAGCACGCCGGACAUCACGCAGCGCCAACGCCGGCGGAACUCCACACCGGUGGACAAAAAGAAGAAAGAGAAGAAAGACAAGGAGAGGGAGAAUGAAAAAGAGAAGAACGAGCUCACAAAGGACAAAGUGCCCAAGAAGAGACCGCUGACAUCGCCCGCCACCACGACCCAGAGAUCCAAACUAGAGACCAGCACUGCGAAGCCCAGAAACAGACCUCAGUCACCGGCCGCCCCCAAAAGUCGGCCCCUGUCCCCCCUGGUGCCGGCGGCGGCCUCCAAGACCCCGACGGGCAAGAAGACGUCCCCCUCCGGCACCAAGACCCGGCCCAAACGAGCCCAGACGCCUGUCAGGGUGCAGCCGCAGGCGAUUGUGGAAACGCGCCGCGAACCCCAGCAGCCCGGCGCUCCGGAGGAGAAAAAGAACUCCGGCGGCGUUCCCGCCAUCGUGGUGUCCUCUGCGCCGGUUACACCGCCGGUCCUCAGCCCGGCGGGGGCCUCAGGGGCCUCAGGGGCCACUCCAACUGCUCCCGCCGCUAAACCUACUGCUCCUCCCGCCGCCGCGAAGCCUGCUCCUUCUGCUGCUCCCUCCUCCACCGGCCCGGCGGCACCGUCCGGCAGGCCGUCGGUGGGCACCAACAACCCGGAGGAGGCGGCUCGCAUCCUGGCAGAGAAACGCAGGCAAGCCCGGGAGCAGCGGGACAAGGAGGAGCAGGAGCGCCAGGAGCAGGAGCAGAAGAACAGGGUCCUCCGGGAGGAGGCGAUGGUCCGGGAGGCGGAGGAGACAAAGCGCAGGAAGGAGGAGGCCCGGUUCAUGGCCGAGCAGCAGCAGCUCCGGGACGAGGCCCAGCAGGCGGAGGAGGAGAAGGAGGCGCAGGAGAAGGCCGUGGCCGAGCAGGAGGAGAACGAGAGGCAGCAGAAGCAGAGGGAGGAGGCCGAAGCCAAAGCUCGCGAGGAGGCCGAGCGGCAGCGCCUGGAGAGGGAGAAACACUUCCAGAAAGAGGAGAAGGAGCGCCUGGAGAGGAAGAAGCGCCUCGACGAGAUCAUGAAGAGGACGAGGAAGAGCGACGCGGGAGAAAAGAAGGAGGUCAAAGCUUCUCCGCAGGUCAACGGCAAGGAGGCGGAGCCCAGCACGGCGGCAGGGAACCCGCAGGGGGGCCCCGGUGCGACCGCGUCCGGCCCCGUGGCGAACGGCGUGCAGCCCGCCGGCAGCGCCGCUCUCCAGAACGGCGUCUCGGCCAACGGGCGAGCGGCCGACUUCGAGGAGACGGUCCAGGUGCCUCCGAGCGGUCUGCCGGGCGGCGAGCCCAUCCUGCCGUUCGAGGGCGGCGAGCCCUUCCUGAUGAAGACGGGCCCCAUGAAGCCUCAGCAUGUCGCAGAGGUCCUGUGAGCCCUCCCCCUCCCCCGCGAAACAUCUGCAUGGAGACGCGCGCCUUAUGUCUCCGCUCCGAGCGAUGACGUUCAUGCCCCCACCGCAGCGGCUUGCGAAAAACAAAACAAAAUCGUGUGUGCCAAAAAACAAACAAUGAAGUUACGCUGAGUUCCCAUCACACGGUCUGUGUCGCAGGAGGACGAGGAGGAGGAGGAGGAGGAGGAGGAGCUCUCAUCCUGAAAAUAUAUACGGCAAACAAAGUAUUCUCUGUCUCCGCCGCGUGUCCCGGUGCAGCGUCUGUCAAGUUUUAUUGAAAUGUCACAUGCAGAUUUUAAUGGCGCACCUUAAAGAUGACUGACUGUGUAACACAUUUUAGAAAUAUACAUAAUAUUUGACAAUGGUUGUUCUUAUUACCGUCGUUGCGAUAUCGUUCUUGUUAUCUUAAGUUGAACAGUGUGUGUGUGUGUGUGUGUGUGUGUGUGCGUAUGUGUGUGUGUGUUGUUUUCGUCUUGUUGAGUUAUUUAACAUGGGGAGCGUCGUCCGGACCGGCCACAGACAGUGUGUGUACAUGUGUAAUGAGCCCGGCUGCCUCGGCCUCCUGUUACAGGGGAUCUGUGAAAUAAAGCUUUAUGAAAGGGA